Molecule: messenger RNA, 2022 nt
Organism: Mastomys coucha (southern multimammate mouse)
Lineage: Eukaryota; Metazoa; Chordata; Mammalia; Rodentia; Muridae
Gene: Wdr54
Product: WD repeat domain 54
Exons: 11
Coding region: 858-1967 (369 amino acids)
Biological process (GO): cilium-dependent cell motility; cilium assembly; sperm axoneme assembly
Molecular function (GO): protein binding
Source: RefSeq, a predicted model, not a curated record
CCCGGUCAGCCUCCCCAGUCUUCCUCUACUCCUUUGGUCUACACCAACGGAUCUUACAGAUUACUGGGCUGAGAUGGAAACCAUACAGACUACCCCCAAGCAAGCAGGGGCUGGUUUGAAACAUGGGCAGUCUGACAACAGGGCCAAAGUGUCUCUGAAAGCACCAGCAAAGAAGAACAAAUGUGCACACAUGCCUCCCGGAGCCCAACAGGGAAGGGUCUGCUCCCUCUGGAGGAUGCUGACUGGAAACUCAAGGGAACCCAGCAAUAUGUCAUGCAUGGAAGUGUUUUUGGUCCUGGUCCUACUCCAAUACCUGUCUUACUGACCUUACAAAGAUGGGAGAGCAUCCUAAAUGGACUUCCUUCACCUGUCCAGCUUUACCCCAGAAAUGUCUGCAUCAUACUCCCAAUCUGAAUGGAGCUCUCCCACUCCCAAAGUCCCCCUCACUCAAACCCAGGGAGUUCCAGGGUCGCCUCUAAGAUCCAGAAAAGAAGACUUACACAGUACCCUUCACUUAUCCUGAUAAAAGAACUUCUGCAGCCCAAUAAUGAAGAGCAGCAACCCUCUCACUGACAGAGAGCCCCACUUGUCUCAUUUCCAAGCAGGUUCCAGUUUAGCUCUGCCCAUGAAUCAACCAGUGAGAUCCUGGCACUAGGACCCAGCAGGCAGGGAACACUGAGACUGCGCUCUACUGAGGUAGAUGCACCAUUUCACAACUUCAGCAAAAGCCAAGGCAGCCAACAAAGGCUCAGCCACCUCGGCUGUGCCUCUGCCGCUUGGGCAGCUCACCAGCCACUCCUCUGAAGCAGAUCAUGCCAUCCUUUCUUUUUUAAAAUCCACAUCAUCACUGGAUCAUAAUGGAAAUCAGUCUCCUCAAACCACCAUGCAAAGGCAAAGGCGUAUCCAUAGCAACCCCAAAAGGAAGGACACAGAGAUGCUCCAGUGGCUGCAGCAAAAAAAGGAUGUUCCGCCGCGACCGCUCCAUCCCACUUCGUAGCUCUGCCGCCGCCCUGUCUAACAACCUCAGUGUACUGCAGCUUCCAGCCCGUGAUCUCACGCAUUUUGGGGUGGUUCAUGGACCGAGCGCCCAGCUUCUCAGUGCUGCCCCUGAGGGUGUGCCCUUGGCCCAGCGCCAGCUCCACGUUAAAGAGGGCGCUGGAGUGAGUCCCCCACUUAUCACUCAGGUCCACUGGUGUGUCCUCCCCUUCAGAGUACUGCUGGUCCUCACCUCGCAUCGAGGGAUACAGAUGUACGAGUCUGAUGGCUCCGUCAUGGUUUAUUGGCAUGCCUUGGACUCGGGAGACGCUUCUUCAGUACAGGCUAUGUUUGCCCGAGGCAUUGCUGCCAGCGUCCACUUCAUCUGUGUGGGAACAUGGUCCGGUCGGGUACUGGUCUUCGAUAUCCCGGCUAAGGGUCCCAACAUUGUACUCAGUGAGGAGCUGGCUGGGCACCAGACACCAAUCACAGAUAUUGCCUCUGAGUGUGCCCAAGGACAGGAUGGCGUUGCUGACAUGGUGACUGCAGAUGACUCAGGUGUCCUGUGUGUCUGGAGGUCAGGACCUGAGUUCACCUUACUGACCCGAAUACCAGGAUUUGGGGUCCCAUGCCCAUCUGUGCAGCUGUGGCAGGGGAUCGUGGCAGCAGGGUAUGGAAAUGGGCAAGUGUGUCUGUAUGAUGCCAGCACAGGGGCCCUCCACAUCCAGAUCAAUGCCCAUGCCCGGACCAUCUCUGCCCUGGACCUCGCUCCAGAGGUGGGCAAGCUACUGUCUGCAGCUGAGGACACCUUUGUGCACAUCUGGAAGCUGAACAGAAACCCAGAGAGUGGCUCUAUUGAGGUGGAACACUGCCAUGGUGAAUGUAUUUCUGACACCCAGGUGUGUGGUGCUCGGUUCUGUGAUCCAUCGGGCAGCUCCUUUGCUGUGACAGGUUAUGACCUUGCUGAGAUCCUGAGAUUCGGCAGUGCCUGAGAGAGGAGCCGCCUUCCCUUCUCCCUUGGUAUUUAUAAAGUAUUCCCCUCAUCAA